GUCAACAGGAAGUUGGAAUUUUGGUGUUGAGACUUCCAACUUUUGACUCUUCGAAUACUGCCUAUUUAAUUUCGAUUAAAGAAAUGGCACAGUUCGGGAGAGAUUUAGACACUGCAGCUAUAAGAAUAAUAUCAUCCGAAAUUAUUGAUAAGCACACGGAGUAUUUGAUAGAGGUUACGGUUGGUACCUAUACAUGGACAGUCAAGCACAGAUACAGUGAUUUCUAUGAACUCCAUGAAAAGCUUGUUUCACAAUGCAAAAUAGAUAAGACUCUGCUUCCACCCAAAAAGUUGUUUGGAAACCAGAAUGAGAGUUUUAUCAAGAAGAGACAAACUGAGUUAGAGAUCUACCUACAGACAGUAUUAUUUUACAUGACAAACAAAAUUGCACCACCCUUGGCUGCCUUUUUGGAGUUUCAUAACUAUGAAAUUCAUGGCAUUACACAGACUAUGGCAGAAGAUCUGUACAACAAAGGUGAUGUACUUCUCCAGUUGAAGGAGGUUUAUUCAGUUACACCAUUACAGUUACAUUGUUUGACAGAAAGACUCAAGUUACCAGAGCCUACAUGUGAUAGUGGAGAUACAAAGAAAGACAUAGGACAUAUUUUGGAUUUUAUAACCAGAGUUAAAUGUUUACAUGUCAAAGGUCAACAACACAAAGUAGGAACCAGUAAUAUACUCAUGGCAAAGCUAAAGUUUGAUUUGACUUUGUACAAGUCAUUGGAAUGUUUAGAAAUAGAGCAUAGUGAUCCAUUCUUGAUAUCUGGUUUAGAGACAAAUAAACAGUCGAUAGAACAUUUGUUUAUACAUUAUUCUUUAAAUUCCAUAAGGGAUAUAAUGUUACAAGAUAUUCCCCAUUGGAAAGCCGAGGAUGGUACUAUGGUUGUAUCACAUUGGGAGAAUUUGAUAGAAGUUGAUUUUAGUCACAAUUCUAUAUUACACAUAGAUGAUAGUGUGCAAUUAUUACCAAGAGUAGAAGUACUUGACUUGAGUUACAACAAACUAGAAUCAAUAGAACAUCUGAAUUGGUUAAGUCAGCUGACCAUACUUAAUCUGUCAUACAAUAACAUCAGUCAUCUUGACUCACUACAUACCAAACUAGGAAAUCUAAAGAAACUCAAUCUAGCUGGCAAUAAACUCAGUAGUCUCAGUGGUUUGUCAAAGCUAUUUUCAUUGGAGAAUUUAGAUGUUAUGGAUAACAACAUCUCACAGAUACCAGAAGUUAAAUAUGUUUGUGGACUGCCAUGCUUAGAAUGUCUGUAUUUGACGGGGAACCCGGUUACUGGGGUACUAGACUACAGAACUAAGGUCUUAGCUAUGUUUGGUGACAGGGUUGUUGAAGCUACACUGGAUCAAGAUAAACCGACAGAGAAGGAACUAGAUACCGUCAGAGUUGUUCAAGCAAUACAGAAAUCUAAAGAAAAGAAAGAAAAGAUGGAGAAAGAAAAAACUACAUCCUAUACAAGUUUGAGAAGAGAAUCUGAGAGCAGUCAAACUUCAGAAUUAGGUUGGAGUACAGUUCGUCCCACUAGUCUUUCAUCAUCAAGUAUUAACCAAGAAUCAUCCAACACUAAAUCAUCUGGCCAGAACAGAACAUCAAGCACUUCAAGCAUGUCUUCACUAACAUCAGAGCACAAACAGGAUCAUCUGGAAGAACAAACCAUGGUAGGACAUAAAAUGACAGAAAAAAUGGUGAAAUCAUCCAAGGACAGCUCAGCAGUUAACUGUAGUAAAUUACCCACAAUGUACCACAAAGAAUUUUCUAACUGGAUGCAGAAAAGGUUGUUUGGAACAUUAACCGACUGUGAACCUGUAGCAGAAAAGAUCAUUGACAUUUUAUGGUGCAUGGUUGUUCAGUAUUCAAACCAACAGGUGAUAGAACCAAGCUGUGUGGUGUUAACUGAAAGAAGAAUCUUUAUUUUACGACUGAAAAAGGGAAAAUCUACAUCUAUGAACAUUCCAGACAUGGAGACAUUUUACAUUAUGCCAUUGUCAAAUAUACAUGAGGUUCUGAUUGGUGCAUGCUACUCAUUUAUUCGAUUGGAAGAGUCAUUUGUUUCCUCAAGCGGAACAUUUGCAUUAGUUGUUACUGAUGCAGAUGCUGGAAAAUCAUUCGCUGAUGGAGUAGAAAAUUCCUUAAAGCAGGAUCAAGCUUCGGCUGGAGUAUCACCUAUCACCAAACAUUCUCAGUAUGGAGACCUUGCUAAGCAUAUCUUUAAGCUGGAGGAUGAACAAGGUCUAAGUACUGGACGACUAGCAUUUGCCAUGUGUGUAACCAUAGCUGGUAUAGAACAAAUGGCCAUGUUACUUUUAUCAGAAAACAGUGUAUAUUUAAUUGAUUUAGAUUGUCUGUUCUGGCCAAAGCCUUCAUACAUCACAGUAUUAGAGGACAUUAAAUCUCCUAACUUCACAUUCCUUCAGAAUCAUUCCAUUGGCACCAAAAUUAGUGAUAUCACAAUCAACAUAACAUUCAAAGAGAAACACUCUCAUAAAACACUGCCACAUCAAAAUGAAAUCAAAUUUGAAAAAUAUGGAUUUUCAAUGAUAUUUCAUGAACUGAUUGGCCCUGUAGGCUUUCAUGUGUCUUUUUUCUCAGUGAAAUCCAGAGAUGCAUUUCUUGACAGAUUAACUAAUCUUAGGUCUGAACAUGCUCACCAGAUGUCACCUACAAUUAGGGAGGAACCAGAAGGAGGUAAUGAAUCCUCUGACAGUCAGGAUAUUUCUUCUGAAGAUGACGGAGAUAUAAAUAUCAGAAAUUGUCCAGCCAGUAAUGUGACAUGUAAAGAUAGGUCAUUUACUGUGGCGGGUACAAAUGUCCACUCCGAACAAUUAGGGCUUUCGGGACUGUCAAAUAAAUUAUUUGAUGUUCCUUAUCUAACUCCUGAGUUAGGAUCACACUUACAAGAGUCACUCCAAUGCUACAGUUUGAUAAAACCAUUAACAUCCAAGCUGGAAAUGUUAGCUAAAGCCUCUGGUAAUGACUUGGUGCAUUACUUUCAUUCAGAUAUUUCUCUGAUUGGUUCAGAACAGGAGCAAUUACAUCAUGUCAUGUGGGGUACAGUUGUACCCUACCAAGAUAUUAAACAUGAAAUUGUUACUCUGAUCAUGUUUAGCACAAGAUCCAUGUACUUUAUUUCUGAACAGCUUGUCAAGUCUCCAGUGGUUGAACGUCCGUCCUGGAUGACUCACUCCCGUAAUAAAUCAGACUCUGUAAUUGGAUUCCAGGUUAAACAUCUUGACAAACAUCACAGUUCAGGGAUAAUUCAUAGCUCGCAGAGUAGAGGGACAAUCAUCAGAUCAUAUCAUGUCUUUAAUUACCGUGACCUCAAACAGGUCAACAUUGGCUUAUUUGAUCAAUGCGUUCGUAUCACUGGAAAAGAUCAGAAUUCUGUUUACACAAUUGUUACUCGUGAUUCUAUGGUCACACAAAAGGUAUUGCACUACCUCAAUGCAAUGCUUUCCAUUUUCCAGUCCUCACCAAUGUUAGAGAAGAGUUCAAGUGACUUAGAACAAGAUUUUUAUAGAGCAUUUGAUAAACGUACAAAGACGACUAUUGAAGGCAUGGAAUACACUCACCCGAGUCGUGUACAGUUUGUUUAUCCAGGAGAGGAUGUCAUCACAGAUCUACUGUAUGUCAUUACUGAACAUUUACGAUUGCCUCUUAAUGCUAAGAGAAAGGCAGACAUUUUGAUGUACUUACAGGGCUAUAUAAGGUCAUCUGAAUCAGAUGGGAUUGACUUAUUUGCAAAGUCCAUCGUUCUAACCAAUCAGUACUUGUGUAUUAUAAAUGAAGAUGUUGUAAGUUAUCCAUUGCCAGACUUUGUAAGGGGAAUUCCCAACACGCCAAGAUAUGUCUUGACUGAAUGCAGGAAAGUAGAUUUUCUGAAGAGAAUAUUAUUGUUCAAAGAAGACAGUAAGAUAGCGACACUCAUCUUCUCUGAUGAACCAGAUGAUAUUGUGGUGGAUGCUGAUCACUUUAGUUUAGACAGUGAUUCCAAGGGGAGACAAUCUCCACCAGAAAUUGAAAUAAUGUUGUUCAUUCAGAGUGAAAAGGAAAUGGACAAAUUUAUUUUGUUACUUAGAAACCAGUGGAGAGAUAUACAACAUGGCAAUGAAUUGGAAGUACAUUUAUUGUAGAAUUAGACACAGAUUAAUUUCUAAUAAUUAUUAAAUGUUCAAUUCCUCAGCCAUUUUGUCUUUAAGAAAUAUUAGCUUUUACAGCUUAAAGUUUGUGUAAGUUACACUGACUUCUUGUGUGAUAUACAGAAAGGGAAAUAACUCCUUUAAAAAGUUUCUAAGGUGCUUCAGUUGACAUUAAAAUUGGGGUCCUGAGGAUGUAACAUGAUCUUACUGAAUUAGUUAUAUUGCUUUUGAAAUUAGAGAUAAACAUGAGGAGUGAUAGUUAGACACGGGUAUGAAAAGACUGAUUGCAAUAAUUUUAAAGUAUUUUUAAAGACUUGCAAUACAUAAAUGGUUCUUUCUACUCAACAAAUAAUAAUCAAGAUUCAAACAUGAGACUUCAUUACAAGAAUAUUUUUAUUUUUUUUGCGUUUUUUUUAUUUUAACAUUUUUUUAUGGAUUUGACAAACAAUUGUAAAGAUGUGUUUUUAUCAAGUCCUGCUAUAUCAUGCAUAUUUUCUUAUUUUUAUUUGCUUGUGAGCUGAAGCAAGGAAGGAACCUGAAAAAAAAACUUACUUCAAAUGAAAAAAUAUUGUCUAGAUUAACAAGCAUUGAAAUAACAAAAUGUUUUUAGCAAACACAAAAACUGAAUAUUUUGAUAACUGUUUUAUCAUCUUGUAAAAGAUAAAUGUUUAAACUGUACUACACUUAACAAAAAUAGUUGGGGGAGAAUCAAGACAUACUUUCCUUUGCAACUGCAUUAAGGUUUUCAACACAAUAUGUUCUCAAAUCAAACUCUUAAAAUUUACAGCAUGAAACAUUUUAAUUUUUGGUACUGGCAUGAUUUAUAACACAUCUUUUUAUGCCCCCACCGUAGCGGAGGGGGCAUUAAGUUUUACCCUUGUCUGUCUGUACGUACGUCCGUACGUCCCAAAGUUGGUUUCCGUUCUCUAACUUUAGUUUGCUUCAACCAAAUGUUAUGAAACUUAUACAAAAUGCUUAUUACCAUAAAAAACAGAUCAAGUUUGAAUUUUGCUGGCGUCACUUUAACCGUUCUAGAGUUAUGCCCCUUUACAAAUGGAAAAAUUGCUGAAUAUUUAUGCCCCCGCAGUAGCGGAGGGGGCAUUAAGUUUUACCCUUGUCCGUACGUCCCGAAAUUAGUUUCCGUUCUCUAACUUAAGUUUGCCUCAAUCAAAUGUUAUGAAACUUAUACACAAUGUUUAUUACCACAAUACACAGACUAGUUUCAAUUAAGGUAGCAUCACUUUUACCGUUCUUGAGUUAUGUCCCUUUAUAAUGUUGUAUGCAAGCGGGGGCAUCAUCUGUGUCCCAUGGACACAUUCCCCAUUUAUUUGUUUCUGUUCUCUAACUUUAGUUUGCCUCAACCAAAUGUUAUGAAACUUAUACACAAUGCUUAUUACCACAAAACACAGAUCAAGUUUGAAUUUUGGUGGUGUCACGUUAACCGUUCUAGAGUUAUGCCCCUUUACAAAUGGAAAAAUUGCUGAUUUUUUCGUUUUCAUUCUCUAACUUAAGUUUGCCUCAACCAAAUGUUAUGAAACUUAUACACAAUGCUUAUUACCACAAAACACAGAUCAAGUUUGAAUUUUGGUGAAUUUAUGCUUCUUAUAAAAUGUUAUUUUCAAUUUUUUAUGCAUUCUGUGUAAUUAAAAUUAAAAAUGAAUUAUGUAUAAAUUUAAAAAAAAAGAGUUCUGUUUAUCUUUACAAUUAUAAAUGAUCCCAACAGAAUGACUGUUUUAUACAAUGUUAUGUCACACAAUGUUGCCAGACCAAUAUAAAUGUAUUAAUGUUUACUUAAAUAUGUAUUUAUACACUGCCUUCUGUAGAUAUUUUAACAGGGGCCUAAAUAAAAUACUGAAAUUGAUA
Molecule: messenger RNA, 6005 nt
Organism: Mytilus californianus (California mussel)
Lineage: Eukaryota; Metazoa; Mollusca; Bivalvia; Mytilida; Mytilidae
Product: nischarin-like
Exons: 17
Coding region: 84-4136 (1350 amino acids)
Cellular component (GO): cytoplasm
Molecular function (GO): protein kinase binding; phosphatidylinositol binding
Source: RefSeq, a predicted model, not a curated record